Molecule: messenger RNA, 2373 nt
Organism: Leucoraja erinaceus (little skate)
Lineage: Eukaryota; Metazoa; Chordata; Chondrichthyes; Rajiformes; Rajidae
Product: hexosaminidase D-like
Exons: 13
Coding region: 173-1651 (492 amino acids)
Biological process (GO): carbohydrate metabolic process
Molecular function (GO): hexosaminidase activity
Source: RefSeq, a predicted model, not a curated record
GCAGUUUGAUUGAUAGAGUAAAGUUCGACUGUUUGUGCAAAGCCAGGUUGUUUGCAGCAAGUUUGCAGCAGAUGCCAGGAUAGAAAGAGUGGUGCUGCAGCUGCAGAGCGUGGAACUGUGAGGAGCAGCGAGCCUCGCGCGGCCUGUGCAAUAGGUGGUAUCCUGCCCCAAAAUGGCUGACGGUCAAGGGGAUAAUCCAAUGGAGGCAGAUGUUAAAAUGCUUAAAUCUCCACAGAUGGGGUUGAAAUUGGUACAUAUGGAUUUGAAAGGAGCCCCACCCAAGAUGUCCUACCUACGUGAGAUCUUUCCUCUGUUUGAACAGCUUGGUGCAGAUGGCAUUCUCCUGGAGUACGAAGAUAUGUUUCCUUAUAAUGGAAAUCUGCAAAUAUUACGGUCUCCAAAUGCGUACAGUCCUUCAGACAUCACCAAUCUUAUAAAUCUGGCCAAGAAACACAAUUUUGAAAUAAUUCCAUUAGUACAAACCUUCGGCCACAUGGAGUUUGUACUUAAACAUAAUUCCUUUUCUCACCUUCGUGAAAUGAGAGCAUUUCCUAACAGUCUCAAUCCACACAAAGAAGAAUCAAUGGAACUAAUAAAAUCCAUGAUCGACCAGAUAAUGGCAAUACAUAAUGACAUAAGAUGGCUACACAUUGGAUCAGAUGAGGUUUAUUACCUUGGUGAAGGUGAAGAAUCCAAGCAAUUGAUUGAGCAUGGUCAAACUAAUACAGAUAGUCUGUUCUUGUCUCAUGUGAAAGCAGUUGCAAGUUAUGUCAUCGCUACUUACCCGAGUGUGAAACCUAUCAUGUGGGAUGACAUGCUCCGAAAUAUCAGCAUCGAUAAACUUAAAGAAUCCAUGUUGGAUCAGCUGGUUGAACCAAUGAUCUGGGAAUAUAAUGCUGAUCUUGAUGUGCGUAUGAUGUCACUUCAAAUAGAGAAGUAUCAGAACACAGGAUUCUCUCAAAUAUGGUUUGCAAGUGCUUUUAAAGGGGCAACCGGUGCAGCUCAAUGUCUAACAUCCAUUAGCUAUCACUUAGCUAAUCACCUGCAGUGGCUGAAUAUAGCUGAGGCUCUGCCCAGGAACACCAUUCACUUACAGGGGAUAGCACUCACUGGCUGGCAGAGGUAUGAUCAUUUUUCAGUUUUGUGUGAAUUACUUCCUCUGGGGAUUCCAUCAUUGGCAAUCUGUCUGCAGACCUUGAAACACGGUGAGUUCUCUGAAAAUGUAGAGGAAUUGGUGAAGAAGUCUCUUGGAUGUAAAUCAUUGCAACUUAAUUUUCCAAGCAGUGAGGAUGCUGGCAAAUUUCCAGGCAGCGACAUACUUGCACAAGUAACUGAGAUUAUCAUUAAUCUGCAGGUGUCUGUUGAUAAACUUCUUAAUGAAAACAUAUACAUAAAAGGAUGGUUCAGUAACUACCACAGAAAGAGAAAGUUUGUUCACCUUGGAAUAAUUCAGAACUUUGAAGGAGACGCAAGAGGUGUCCAUGCACAGUGGGAGGCAGCUGUCAGUAAACUGCGUACGGCAAUGGAAAGAAUCUAUUAUCCUGAUGCUGUGGAAGAGUGGUUAGAAGAACAUGUUAACCCAGCUUUGACAAGGUUGCAAAUCUUUGUGAAAGAUAUGGAUGAAACGUUAGCAUCAUCUACCAUAAACUAAAAAAAAAUGUUCUUUCCUCCAAAAAAAAUCAAUAUAUUGAUUUAUUUAAAUUGGAUUCAAGUUGGUUUACAUUUAUACUAAUCCAGGAUUCAUCCUGUCAUUUGAUAAUUAACGAAAACAUGAAGUGAGAAUAGUUAGAUCACCUAGAUUCAAAGUGUCCAAAAGAAUACAUACUGUCAAUCCUGGUGUGGUCACUGCCCGUAUUGUUUGCUGAGGUAUCGUACUCUCAACCACUGAAGCCGAUAUGUGUAAAAUCUAAUAAAACCAGCUAUAGACAAUGACCACCAUUUAACAAUUCAGUAACCCCUGAAACACAUACUUUGAAUGUGGAAAGUUUAAUUGCCUCAAUGGAAACACACCUCUAACAUUUAAUCCAUUAAUCUGUUCUAUUUUGAAUAGCAUAACUGAAGUCCAACACGGUUAAAUUUACAAAAGAUUCUUAACCAAAAACCAAAAUACUUGCAGUGUGGAAAAUUUUAAUUAAUUUUCUCAAAGAUUAAAGACUCUGAAAUAUAGUAACAGGAAGUAGUUUGGAGUCUCUCUGCUUAAAAAAAAUCAAAUUAAAAAUUAUUGUGACCAUUACUAUUAAUGAGUAACAUAUAAAGCAUGUAUCAACAUUUGUUAAACUUAUUAAAUAUUGAAUUUAGAUUUAACAUUGAUUAUUAAAACAUGUUAAAAUUUUCUGAUGUGAAUGAAUAACUAAAUAAAUAGUUUAAAUGAAA